Molecule: messenger RNA, 1632 nt
Organism: Bactrocera tryoni
Lineage: Eukaryota; Metazoa; Arthropoda; Insecta; Diptera; Tephritidae
Gene: Swip-1
Product: EF-hand domain-containing protein D2 homolog
Exons: 2
Coding region: 586-1290 (234 amino acids)
Molecular function (GO): calcium ion binding
Source: RefSeq, a predicted model, not a curated record
GAUUGUGUGCGGACGUUCGUUUUUUGAUAGCGCUCGUUGUGCGGUAAAAAGUAACGGAAAUUAGUUAAAUAAAGAAAAAGUAGAAUUGAAAGGCAUAAUAAUUAUUAUAGUAAAACUAUAAAAAUUUUGAAAAAUAUUCAUAUAUCACGGUUUAAAACUACUGCGGUAACAAACAGAGUUUUACGCAUCCACCCACACUUGACGGCAUUUGAUACUCAACGUCGAAAUUUUGUGCGCGUAUUUGUAUUUUUAAACAUUUCUGUAUCCUUAUUCUAUUUUUGUCGAAAAUCGGUUUUCACAAGUGUUCGUCAUUUUGUCAGUGACAUUGUGUGUGUGUUAACACUGCUGUCCUUUUUAUCCUGUCAUUCGUAUUCCGACUUGAUAAGGGUGUGUACUUGAUGACCUACCCAUUGAAAAAAGUAUUUGAAGUAAAAUAUAAAAUAAACAAGUGAAACAUUCGUGUACACCUGCAACUGCAACGUUAACAUAAAGUGCAAGGUAAAAACUAUUCGAAAAUACGCCCUGUGCAAGUGAGGUGCCGAGUUUUCAAUUUUUAUAACGCACAAAAGCAUAAUUUUCACCAAAAUGUCGGUAUCAUCAAAUGCAUCAUCUGCAUCGUCAUCUGUAACUGGUGUGCCCAUCAGCAAUGGCAGUGGGAGUAGACCAUCGUUGGGACGACCGGGCAGCUGUGAUUCGUCCUCCGCAGGCAGCGACUCGUCUGAACUAACACAUAUUCUGAAUCGCAGACAAGUAAUUAUGGAUUCGCAGGAAGCUGGCAUUGAAGUGCCACAUCAAUUCAAAGUGGUUAAUGUAUAUACGGAAUUCCACGAAUUCUCAAGGAAACAAAUUAAGGAUUAUCAAAAAACCUUUAACAAAUAUGACGUUGGUCAUGACGGCUAUUUGGAUCUGACCGAAUUGAAAUUCAUGAUGGAAAAAUUAGGCGCACCACAAACCCACUUGGGUCUCAAGCAAAUGAUCGCCGAAGUCGAUGAGGAUCACGAUGGUAAAAUUUCGUUCCGCGAAUUCUUAUUGAUCUACCGCAAGGCACAAGCCGGUGAGCUCGACAACGAUUCCGGACUCAAUCAAUUGGCGCGUCUCACCGAAAUCAAUGUCGAAGAGGUUGGCGUAACCGGCGCGAAAAAUUUCUUCGAAGCCAAAAUCGAACAACAACUGCGAUCGAAUAAGUUCCACGAUGAGAUCCGACAAGAGCAAGAGGAGCGGCGUCGCGAGGAAGAGGAACGUGCCAAUAGACGUUUACAAUUCCAACAGCGUGCAGCGAUCUUCCAGUAAAAACGAACGUCAUUGCUUUACACUGUAUGUGGAGCGGGGAGCGUAAGGGGGGAACAAUUGGGAAACUUUUAAGAUUUAUCGUCAUCAUCAACACUUUGUAGUUUUUAAGAAAAUGAUCAUUUAGGAGCAUCAACGCAACGUACUGACUGGGUGAGGAGAUGUUUUAGCGGGACUGUAGUAGUCAGUACCAGAAGAAGAAGAAGAGGAGGAGUAUGAACCACUCACACACAUCGCAUAUCGCAUAAAUAUUUGUUAAGGAACACACUCAAUUACAACACAACUACAACAAAAUAUGAAGCAUUUUAUGUGCAGCAAGCUUAAAAGUGCGCCAGCAAAGAAAAA